Cuscuta campestris is the source of this 4353-nucleotide messenger RNA. Lineage: Eukaryota; Viridiplantae; Streptophyta; Magnoliopsida; Solanales; Convolvulaceae. The record is from the annotation of a GenBank genome assembly.
AUACAUGUGAUGGUAUAUGCCAUGUUUAAUUUUUACCUGCCACUUUAAGAAACUUGUUUGAGUAGUUGACCCAACAUUUAGGUGCCUUGAUUUUGAAUGGAUGUUUGACAAACCAAAUAAGGUGACCAUUCCCACACUAUGAAAGAAUCACUUUGUUCAUCGCGCUCCCCCUCAUCCAAGGUUUUUGUCAAGUACACCAAAGCCUUCGGGUUACUGUCAUCAGCACCUCUGCCGACAAAAAACAAGAGGCCAUAGAACGUUUUGGUGUUGAUUCCUUCUUGAUCAGUUGUGACCCUGAACAAAUGCAGAAAAAAGGCUACAAAGAGCACACUUGAUGGGAUAAUAGACACAGUUUCAGCAGUUCAUCCUCUUACGCCACUACUAAGCUUAUUGAAGACCAAUGCUGCCACGUGUCAUUCUUCCGUUCGUCUGGGCGGCAUAUUUCCUAUAUAAAGCGAGGUUCUCCCUAGGAUUUCCUUACUUGCAAAUCUUCGAUUUAAAAACUGCCCGGCUGCUUCUGCUUUUUCACGAGUCCUCCGAGUCCUCUUAUUCCAAGUAAGUCUCUUUCUUUCCUCUUCUUUGAGUCAUGUCUGACCGCGAAGACAGCAAGAACCCUUCCGUCCAUUCUUACGGCUCUGGUGACCGGUCUCAGACUUCCGGUUCCUCUUCUUCUUCAUCCUCUGAUUCUGAGCACCCAACUACCUCUCCAAAGAAGAAGCCGGUUCAUGCUUCGACUUGCGCUCCUUCUUCUUCUGCGGCGCAAGUGGUCUCGGUUGCCCAACCUGGGGAUGAGGGCUUCAUUCUGCUAGACGACCGGUUGCUCCAAAUGCAAUCGUCGGUCAUGCAGAAGGCCCAAGCUGAUGAUCGCAUGUCCACGAGAAUGAAGUGCCAGGUCAAACCAACAGAGGCCGAUGACCUGGUUGCCUGGGAAACCACCCUCCGGGCCGGGGAUGCCUCCACCCGCGGUCUUUACCAUGUCGGGAAGUGGAGCGUCUACCCCGGCCGGGAGACUGACCCUGAGCCGGAGAUCGUCCUGACUGGGGUGAUCCCCGAAGCUAUCCCCAUCAACCGGGCGAGGGGAUCCAAAGCCCCGGUCACAGCCACCACCGUGGUCAAGUUUCACUCCAAAUUCGCCACCCCAAAAAUCGUCGUUGAGGAGCCCUCCACCGCCCAGCUUCUCAGCCAACCUUCGGUCCAACCACUCUCUUUGGACGAGCAGCCGACCCAGUCUCAACAGGGGACCAGCCAGCCCGUCCACUCCGGGGAACUCUACAUCAAUGUAGAUACCCUGGAGUUCGACCAGCUGAUGGAGGCUGGUCAAGCAAACCAGCUGGCCGAGGGAGGCCACAACGAAGAGGAGGCUGCUGAAGAGUCUCUUAAAAGGAAGAGGCGGAAGACUGAAGUCGGUCAGAUUGGUGAGGAGUACUUCACACGGCUGGUGAAGUCAAGAGAUGAAGAAAAGGCCAGGAUGGAGGCCAUGAUGGUCGAAUGCCGGAAGGAGGCUAAGGCCGCUUUUGAGAAGGCGGCGAAGGCGGAGGAGAAGCUGAUGGACCACUGUGCGGUCUACCGCCAGCUGUAUGCAAAGCAUGACGGUCUCCUCAAGGCCGCGAAAGAGGCCGAUGAGCAUGCUCAGGCCAAGAACCAACAGCUUGAGGCCGAGAACGCCCGGUCGGCUGAGGAAAUUGCCUGGCUCGGAGACGAGCUGGAGAAAGAGCGCUCGGAAAGGGCUCCUCUUGCUGCCGCCUGGGCUGUUCAAGCGCCUGAGAAGUUUGCUGCCCAAGCGCUUCCUGACCGGGAGAUUGCCAUCCGCUUCUUCCAAGGUUUAUACAAGCACGAAGUCUCGGCCGGGAUCAUCGACGAGAUCAGAACCUACGGUUUCGAAAGCGGUCAGUACGAUGAACGGCGGGCUCUAUAUGGUAUCCUUGAGCAACAGAUUCAAGGUUCCAGCCCAAGGCUCUUUCUCUGCCCGAGCUGCAUGAUGAGGCACCGGUCGCGCCUUUCCCGGGAAUCUGAUUUCCCAGCCUUCUCUUCUUUUUUACUUCCCAUGUGUAAUGAUCUGCCUCCGGGCACUUUUCCCGUCCACUAUUGUCCGGUUAGCAUUUUCGACUUGGCCAUUUCCUUGUGGAUAUGCUACCGAUGCCUUGCUAUGCUUGAUCCCGAAGCUACCAAGGUAUGCAGUGAACCGGGGGUUGCGAAACUGCGGACCGUUGUCGGUGAACACCAAGUUCCUACUCCAAUGGACAAACUCACCACCGAAGUCAAGAAAAAACUCUCCUUGAAUGCCAAAGCACUAAACGUGUUGUUUUGUGCCUUGGGUCAAGAUGAGUUCGCUAGGGUGAGUUCUUGCAAAUCCGCAAAGGAAGCAUGGAAGCUCUUAGAAGCCACCCACGAAGGAGAUAAAGACACAAAAGCUACCAAGAUAGCUUUAGGAACAUCCGAGUAUGAAAACUUAAAGAUGAAGGCCGGAGAAUCCGUUCAAGAUAUGAAAAAUCGAUUCAACCUCAUUGUCAACAAUUUGAGUAAGCUAAAUAAAGUUUAUCCUACUAGUGGGAUUAACACCAAGAUUAUAUUCUCUCUUCCUAGAGAGUGGCAUAGUCUUGUUGUAAAUUUGUUGCCCAAAUGUGCGGAUGUUGAAACCUCCACCAUUUGGAGCGGCCUAUACUCUCACGAACUUCUUUUGAAGAAAAUGAAGGUUGAAGAACAGGUUCCUAUCAUCAAGAAGACCAUGGCACUCAAAAUUGAUGACUAUCCGGAAAGCGAAUCCUCAAAAAGAUUUCCAUCAAAGAAAGGUAAACCUAAUCAAAUAACUUGCUAUGGAUGUGGAAAUGUAGGUCAUAUCAAACCGGAGUGCCCAAAUCUCAAAAAGAAGGAAGAGCUUAAAAAGGGGAAGAAGAAGGCAUUAAAAGUCACUUGGGACGAUUUAAACUCCGACGAAAGUGAUAGUAACCAAAGCCAAGAAGAGAACGCAAAUGCUUGCUUCAUGGCCUCCAAUGAUGAAGAAGAGGCUUACGCCGACCCACAUAUCAUUGAGGGAAGAACCCUUAAACAAGAUGACAUCCCGGUUCCCGUUCUUGAACUUAUUCAAGAACAAGGUUAUGAUGAUUGGAAGAUCAUGAUGGAAGCACAUCUCUACGCUCUACAUGAUUGCAUGUGGAUGGUGCUUGAGGAUCGACCCUGGAAAAUCCAAAUGGAGAACCCUGAGAGGAAUCCAGCUGCUCCAGAUGUAGUCCAGUACAUUCGAAAGCCCAAAGAAAAAUGGGAUGAUAGAGAUUGCAAAAAGCACAAUCUGGACAACGUCGCCAAAGCAGCCAUCUUCAAGACACUUGAUCCCAUCACCUUCUCCAAGAUUAAGUAUCUCAAGACUGCCAUGGAGAUUUGGCAAGGUCUUGGGAAGCUAUGUGAGGGAUCAGAGGACCUGAGAAAGCAGAAGAUAGAAGUCCUGCUUGAGAAGUUCAAAAGCUUCAAAAUGCUUCCCGGAGAAUCAUUUGAUAUGUUGGAUGAAAGAUUCCACAAAAUAUUGAAUGAUCUUGCUUCACUUAACCACAUUCUUUCUCCCAAAGAAAAGAAUCUAGUCCUUGAACUGGUCAUCGCAUGCCUCGAAUGUGGAAGUGGAGGACAUGCUGAUGACAUCACCCAAGAGAGGGCCUUCAUCAUCAAUGCCCUCAUUACCAAGUCUAAGGUAAAUUGGGCUGCUCAUUUCUUCAAUUCCAUCUCAAAGCAUCUGGGAAAACCCAACCAGAAAUACCUUUGUCAAGGUCUGUACAUUGGACAUAUCUUGGAGUCCUUGGGUGCUGCUUCUGAAGGAAAGAAGUAUGAAGCUAGAUAUUGGCUGUACUAUCUGUCUUCCAAAGGGGAAAACAGAGAUGGUGCUAGCACAACUGCAGAGGAAAGUUUUUCAAAUAAUGUCCUUAUCAUGAGUCUGAACAAAUCAGUAAAGAGGAAGCAAGUGGUGUCUCCCUCUCGCAGUACUGAAGCACCACAGAAUCUUGCUCCAAUCAAUCUUGAAGAAGAAGAAGAAUUCUCUGACCAAGGAGAACUACAAAGGAAAAAGAAGAGGAAAAUCACCUCUCCCUCAACAUCUGGACAUGUCAAUCCGGAUGAGUUGAAGGAGAAGGAACCAACUGAGGAAACCUCUGCCCACAACCGGAGUUCUCAACAACUUGAAGAAGAAUUUCCUCAAGUUCAGAAUUCUCCAACUUCCUCACAACCUCAAGUAGAUGAUGCUGAGAAUCAAUUCCGGCAGCUCUACUAUGACUGGAGAGCUUAGAAAGUUGGAAAUUCAGCAGAACAGUUGCUGAGUUGGGACCAGCAAUUGAAGAAUGAGAAGAUCAUCAAGAAAUGCUUAGGUCUGCC